ACCACAGUUGCAAUACAAGUCUCGGCCCGCUCAGUCGUCUCUCCUUCCGCGCCUCCGCGACAAUGGUGGCAGCGGCGGUCGAGGGGACUUGUGCCCCUCACCACGGACCCCAGCCUCUACAUCUGCACUGACAUCGCAGACUGGUUAGUCCGUGCUCCGUGACAGUGUAUCGCCCCUACGUCACGUCAUCGACUAGGGAGCUGACCAUCCUGGACUCGUCAUCGUCCGACAUCACCGUCUCCAGUGAGUAGCUCUGCCCGGCAAUACCAUCUGCCCUGCGGCAACGUCAUCAGCUGCCCUGGACUACUACGGAGCCCGCCGACAGCGCACGGCUCAUCAGCCCGCGCCGUCCUCCUCAGCAUCAUCGAGUGAUGGACACCACCUCGCUGAAGGACUCAAGAUCGGAGGAGAGAAGAGAAGAGAAAAAAAAUAUCAGCGCUAAAUUCAAGACAAAUUGACACCCAAAAUCAAGAAAAUCCACCCAUUAUGAACUUUUGCUGUAUUUUCGUCAAAAAGUGACAGUGAAAUUGUGCUGUGAAAUUUGUUUUAACUUCGAUGUGUUUCAAAAACCGUACUGUUUCAUUAUCCGUUUUCGUCAGUGUUCUGUCGUUUGUUGUGCUUCAAUGUGGUUGCUCACCCCAAAAUUUACGGAGAAAUUGCAAGUGCAUUUAAUUUUUGCCUGCACUUUGCCGUGUCAUUUUGACACUAGUAAACGUAAAAAGAGUCUGCUCUCAACGGUAUGAACAUUCAAAUACGUUAAUCGUCGUCAAUUCACUGAAUUUAUAUUGUGUUGAUAUUCGGCCAGAGAUGCCGAGGGCCAUAGAUGCCCAGGGACGGUCCCCGCCAAGAGUGCGGAGGGAUCGCCCGGUAGUAGGUGUAAUUGUCACGAAACUUACUUAUCUGUUCAUACCAUUUUGUGAUACGCUCAUAUGGAAAUUUCUUUCUCCGUCAGCUAAACGUUUCCUCUCUUUGUUAUGAUCGCUUCGGUUCCCUACGCUUCCCUGGGGGAGGGAAGAUAAUGUGGGACCGAUUCCCUUCUUCCAUAUCAUGAUAAAGAGAGUACACGUUCAAGCUUUGUUACAAUGAAAUACCCGUCACUUUCCCCUUCGUGACGGCACCGCCCGACGACCUAGAUAUACCAGAAGGUCGGCGGACCGGUCCUUCAUUGUGCAACCACCUUGCAUAUAACGCACAGGCACUGGCGAACCCCAAUCAGAAUCUGAACCACAGUUGGAAUACAAGUCUCGGCCCGCUAAGAAAUGUUGUUGAAUCUUUCAUGCCUACCCCACACCAUUCAGUACUUAGUUUAUGGAUUUAUCAUCAUUGUUUCUGGUCUAGUUAUCAUCUACGUUCGAUCUGCCUGUAACGCUAUUUUCAGUAUACUUCGUACUAUUUGCUACAUUAUCUUUGGCAUUUACCGUCUUGUCCGUUCUUGCUUCCGCCUUUCUCUGCGAACGGGCGCUGUAGCUGGCCAUACAUCCCGCCGCCAGAUUUCUACAGCCUUCUCUAAAAUCUCAAAAUUUGCCGAUUCUCCCAAUCAGGUACAGACACCACCCGCUCCUAAAUCUAUGCAGCUUAAGUAUAGUGUGGUUAUUCUUAUUUGUUUUUUACCGCUCAUUCUGGCUUCUUCUAUUCACGAUGACUGCAAUGAACUCAAAAUAAUAUCUUCUCGUAUAUCGCAGUGUCAAACACUGCCCACAGGUAAGCAAUCCUGUGUUAUCUCAGGACAGGCACAGCUUAGUCUGAGUAACAUAGGUUCUACGACUUGCAUGUUCUUUUCGGACGACAGUGGCGCCAAUGUUUAUUACAUUCGGAUUAAAUUUGAAGACGUCUAUUGCCAAUGGACCACAAUUCACCAAUAUUAUACUUUUCCGGUUUCCGUUGAAAUUUCUUCCAAGUUGAUAUGCCCUAACUUUGAGUAUUGCAGCUGGGGAGCCAAAUGUGUUCCUCGGCGAGAAUACUUUCCGGAAAUCACCAAAGAAUCACUUUCAUGGCCCGGCAUCACGUCAUGCAUUUCUAUUCCAGCAAAAACUAGAUUUUGUGGCGUCAUUCAUUAUGAUCCCUGCCUUCAUUUCCGCUGGUACCUACUCCCACAGUACAAUGCCACCUAUCGUGUUGACAAGAUUACAGGGCAUACUUGUCAACCAAUCAUUACAAUUUCGGAAGCUAUCGACAAUCGUUUAGUCAAUACCACGACAUCCGAUCAAGUUAUUACAAAUUCUGGCAUUGAACUGAAUGUCUUAGGUACCUAUGACCAGCCCCUAUCCCUGCCAUCCCCAUACCUCGUCCAAAACGUCCAUGACUUUUCUGACUCACAUCUGGAAUCCGCUUCUUCUCCAUCUCAGCCUACCCCAGGUCAAUUGGGUGACAUUCAGGCCCCCAAACCGCUGUCUACCGAUUUUAUUUUUAGCCCCCUCAUGGUUGAUUGCACUAACUACGAAACAACCCUUCGAUGCCAUAUCCCUCAAAGUUACAUUUCGGUUAUCCAGAAUCAGCGUCCUAAUAUCCUUCCUCGCGCCGUUCAUAACCACCAUCUUUACAUUAAUUCGGACGGUGUUUUGCAAUCUAAACUACUUCGGAGUGCCCCAGUAAAUAUUCACAUACGCUUCAAUGACAUGUCCCUUGCCAUAUCCCAUUACAAAAUUUGUCCUCGUAUUGAAUCGAUUGAUUCAGUCACUGGGUGUCAUUCAUGUCCAGUGGCUGCCAAAAUUAUCAUACGAGCCAAAUCCAUCUGCUCUCCAGGUACGGUAUCCGUAUCCUUCAAUAAUAUCCCACUUUCAUCCCGUGCAGUGGCCUUAUCCACUGACAGCUCCCUCGUGACAAUUCAGUUCGUUACGUCGGUCCCCUGUCACGAGGAAAGACUGUGUCUUUACUAUAACGAAAUUAAAAGCUGUGAACCCGUCUCUUUCUGUUUAGAUACCCCGACUCUUUCCCUCACCCAGCGCAAUGAGACGGUCGCCCAGUCCACAGCCGUUAUUCACUCUAGUGGUCUCUUUGAUUCUUUUCUUUCGACCACUUCUUCAUUGGGAACUACACUACAGCAGGGUCUCUACUGGUUCUUCGCUAUUAUCGCCGCUAUCUUCAUCUUUUCGAUGACAGCCGAUCAUACUCGCAUCGCCUGUUGCUGCAUGCCGACUCACUCCUCAUGGGCCACAAUGGACUGUCAAAUACACACGGCUGACCGAUCUUCACGUCUCCGCUGCCUGGCCAAGGGCCCGGCCGGCAGCCGGGACGUCGAGUACCCGCCGAGUCAACCACACCGCCACUGGUACCUGACUCCAUGGCGAUUAUCCGGCGUCGCAUUCACGGGACCACAUUACCCGAGUGCGGUCAAAAUCGCCCUACAAGUACAAUCGCCACACAACCAUGGUCCGGUACCAGUGCAUCGACUCGAGACGUCCCCGUCGACUUCUGCUCGCGCACCAUCCAGAGGUCCCCUCCACCAACGGCCGUCGCUGUCGACUCCAGCCAGUUGCCACCACAAUCACUGGCCGCCAGCAGUCGACAGUACCGCCCGCUCCAGCCGGCCGCGCCUUCUGUCACUGUCCACUGACGGUGACCUCAUCGGCGCGGCUCUGUCAUGGGCCGGGACCUCGGACAUCAAGAUCCGGAGGAUCUACACAUCUCCGCGCUGCGAGCAAGUCACCCACCAGCUCGGGACGUCUACUUCUUCACUCGGUCGUGUGUUGUUCUGACGCCUCCUAUUGUCGGCUCAUGGGGGAGGGGAGGUAAUGUCGCAAGGCUUUGCUCAAAGGACUAUUGCUGCAAGCGCGUAUGGCCUUGUUCAGGUGCGUGCGGCCCGCUGCAGAUCCGGGUUAUUAAUUCAACGACUGACCGGUUCUGCAGAGGUUUCCGCGUCGUUCCUCGAAUAAGCUUAUGCGCUUGCCGCAUGACGCUCCUUAUAUGAUCGCGCUGUGCGUGAAAGAUCCUGUAUAAAAGCGUGCGUGAAUUAUCAAAUACACAGAGUGCUCGAGACCGGCUUUGGGGACGCAUCGGCACACCGAACCAAGUAAGUCGGCAAUUCCACCG
Messenger RNA from Amphibalanus amphitrite, 4029 nucleotides. RefSeq lists its product as uncharacterized. Bases 1260 to 3695 code for a protein of 811 amino acids. The transcript is spliced from 2 exons. Lineage: Eukaryota; Metazoa; Arthropoda; Thecostraca; Balanomorpha; Balanidae. The record is from RefSeq and is a predicted model, not a curated record.